AUGCCUGCUCAUAAUGGAUCGGCUGUUAAUGCCAUUGAAGAUGGUGAAACUUUGAAUUUGAUCAUGGAUGUGAAUUUGGUGACUCAUUCAUUGCCAUUUGUCAAAGAGUAUUUAAUUAAGAAUGAUGUUUAUCCUGAAUGUUUUCCCAAAUGUUGUAAAUGCAAGAGUCAACCAGAAGGUUGUGAUGAUCUGAAAGCAGGAACUCAGAGUUUGAUUACCGAAGGGUUUUUAAAGUUUGACAGGAUUGUGAAAGAUAAGAAGAUUGAAGAGACAGAUGUUGCAUUGAUCUAUAUCCCAUAUACUUCGAUUAAUAUUCCAGCUCCAACUAGACCAACUCCUUUGACUAUCACUUUUACUGGUCCUAUUUCCUACUCCAGUGAGAGGGUUGUGCCAUGGCAUUAUGGUUCCGAUGUUUACUAUCAUGGGGUGAAGCAAGAGGAUGAGCCUUCUAAAGAGAAGUCGUGUGUGGAUGAUAGUUUGAAUGUUGGUAAUCUUGCUGGUACAGGUAGAAUUACAAGAAGCGGUAGGGUUUUCCCUUCACCAAGUACUCAAGAUAAUGCUGAUGCCUUGGCGAAAGAUAAGGAUAUUACUGUUAAUCAGUUAGAAGGGGUUAUGGCUAGCAUAUCAGCGGAUAAUGGUAUGGGUUUCACAGAUUUUGAUCUCCCGCAUGAAGGGGGAAAUCAUAAUAAAGCUCCACACAUUUUCAUGGAAUGUAAAGGUACUACUUUAUCCCGUGCGUUGGUGGACAUUCGAUCAUCUCUGAAUGUGCUACCAAAGUCGGCUUGGAUGAAGAUAGAUUAUACGAGUGUUAAAUUACGCCCGAGUGACUUGAUAGUCAGGGCUUUUGAUGGAUCCCGAAGAGUAGUGUUUUGUGAAGAGCAUUUACCUGUACAGUUUGGGCCUCAGGUUUUUGAUACAACGUUAUUUGUCAUGGAUAUACAACCUGUUUAUUGUUGUUUACUUGGUCGACCCUGGAUUCAUAGAGCAGGGGAUGUAACGUCUACGCUAUAUCAGAAGAUAAAGUUCCCAGUAGGUGGUAAGGUGAUUACUAUUUGUGGUGAAGAGGAAUAUAAGGUUAGUCAUCUAGCGUUUUUCCGAUAUGUGGAGGUUGAAGGAGAGUUUCAUGAGACUCCUUUCCAGGCUUUCGAAGUUGUUCAAGUGAUCAAGACUCCUAGUCCUGAGGAAAAGAAGCCUACAAUUCCCAUGUCAUCUCUGAAGGAGGCUAGAGUUGUUGUUGAAGCUGGUCACCCGAAGGUUGGGGUCGUGUAUUGGAUCUCCAUCCAAAAUUCGACAAGUUUGGUCUCAGUUUCAAUCCCGACAGUCAAGGUUCAGCUCCCAGAGCUCUAA
Messenger RNA from Lathyrus oleraceus (garden pea), 1347 nucleotides. RefSeq lists its product as uncharacterized. Bases 1 to 1347 code for a protein of 448 amino acids. The record is from RefSeq and is a predicted model, not a curated record. The transcript has 2 exons. Lineage: Eukaryota; Viridiplantae; Streptophyta; Magnoliopsida; Fabales; Fabaceae.